This is a messenger RNA of Gymnogyps californianus (California condor), 303 nucleotides long. It is a transcript of the gene COPS9, whose product is annotated as COP9 signalosome subunit 9. Gene Ontology annotation, biological process: negative regulation of protein neddylation. The record is from RefSeq and is a predicted model, not a curated record. NCBI's taxonomy places the organism in Eukaryota, Metazoa, Chordata, Aves, Accipitriformes, Cathartidae. The transcript has 3 exons. The coding region runs from base 27 to 200 and encodes 57 amino acids.
CGGAGGGGACGAGCGGGAGUGCUGCCAUGAAGCCGGCGGUGGACGAGAUGUUCCCUGAGGGAGCCGGCCCUUACGUGGAUCUUGAUGAGGCAGGGGGAAGCACGGGGCUGCUGAUGGACCUGGCCGCCAACGAGAAAGCGGUGCACGCCGACUUCUUUAACGAUUUUGAAGAUCUCUUUGAUGAUGAUGACAUCCAGUGAACUUAGUUGUCCAGCUAUGCAGUGCUGAGAUGUGGAUUUUUCUCUAGGAUCGCCUGUGGUGUCCGUUAUUUAUUAAAAUAAUCAAAACAGGAAAAUCAGAGGG